AAUGAUUUUGCUAUAGUAAAUGUUUGCAUUUUGCUUUGUUCAUAGGACACCAUACAGAGUUCCUAGCCCCUUCUCUCCUUUCCUUUCAGUUGCCUCUUUCAACAUACAGGGAGUACAGUGCUAGUAUUCUCAGCCUCAACCACAGAACUGAUGGACAUUGUGGACAUUAGCUCAGAAAUCUUUGUUUUUAAUGUUGAUUGUUGAUACUGCACAGUGAAUUGAAAAAUAUCUUUGCUAAAAUUUUGAAGUGUGUCAACAUGGUGUAAUGCAUAAAUUGCCUAGAUCACCAAUAAUCAAUCUGAAAGUCAGUGGCAUUCAUUUCAAAAUGUGAAGAAUACGUGUUCAAGUGUGAAAAGAUGUGAAGAAACGGAAGUGAAGGGAAAUUCAGUGGUGUGAUACAUAAAGAAGUACAAGAGCAGAGUGCACAAGCCAAAUGAGUAAAGUUAAGGAAGCCAAGAUGGACUCCCGCUCCCUGGAGAAGCGGCUCUCUGUGGUGCGGGAGACUUCUGAGGAUAUCCAGGCAUUGUCUCGGUGGUGUCUCCAGCACAAGAACCACCACCAUUCAAUCAUCCAUGCCUGGUCCAGGGCUGUUCGGAAAUCUAAGGUUCCCCAUCGGCUGACUCUUUUUUAUGUGUGCAAUGACAUAGUGCAAAACAGCAGGAGGAAGAAGAUACAAGACCUGGUACAGCACUUUGCUACAGCCAUCAAGGAGGCAGCACCUCUAGUCAGAGAUGAGAAGAUCCGGCCAAAGAUAAUCCGUAUCUUCAACAUUUGGGAGGAGAGAGGUGUUUAUGAUGCAAAGUUUGUGUCUGAAUUAACAGAAAUUGUGGAGAAUGUGGGCACUGUCAAUGCCUCAGAGAAUGAGGUCGUGCUGUCUACUUUUCAGCCCGUGCAGCUUGUGGAAGGGAUCAGAGGAGUGCUGGCUCUCACCAAAACUACUGAGUCCAUGCUCACAGAUUUUAAGAACCAAGACUUCUCUCUUACUGAUGAGGAGAUCAAUCAACUACGCCAGACUGUCAAAGAACGGGGAACCAGUCGGGAGCGAAUGGAGGAAUUUGAAGAAGCAGUGAUAGCACUGGAAUGCUAUCUGGCUGCGGUGCAGAAGGAGGUGGAAGAGAGGACACAAGUAGUCACUCUUCUGGAGCAGGCAGAAAUUUUCUAUGAGACCCAAAGAGGAGAAGCCAAACUGGUUGCUAAUGCAUACAAAAAUUUUGGGAACCGAGUGAAGUCAUUACACAGCAAGUUACUAGAAAAAGCCAAAACCCUUCCUGAAGGCAGUCCAGUGCCCUCACCAAGCAUGGAUUGCCCCAUCUCCAGAGAAUAGUGAUGAGGAGGACCUCACCCUCCCAGAAUCUGGGUCUUCAGGUUUGGAUUCAUUUUUGAAUUCAUCCAAGCUUGCAGACUUUGCCAAAGAUGCUUUAGGGGGAGGGAAAUAGUGACCUGGAGAGCCGCUUGGCUGCAUUUAGAAAAAAACGAAGUGCCGCCUAGGAAAACUUCGCCCAGAA
Messenger RNA from Scylla paramamosain (green mud crab), 1505 nucleotides. RefSeq names its product regulation of nuclear pre-mRNA domain-containing protein 2-like. Gene Ontology annotation, biological process: mRNA 3'-end processing. The record is from RefSeq and is a predicted model, not a curated record. The transcript is spliced from 8 exons. Lineage: Eukaryota; Metazoa; Arthropoda; Malacostraca; Decapoda; Portunidae. Bases 434 to 1324 code for a protein of 296 amino acids. Gene Ontology annotation, molecular function: RNA polymerase II complex binding.